AUGACCGCUCAUAAAAGCUCCAACCUUGAUAGAGUGACCCGCUCCGCCGCAAGGCGAUCCACAGGCUCCGCCGACGACAACACGCCCAACCCCAAUCCCCCACCUCCACCACCUCCACCACCGCCUACCCGCGCGCCUGCCUCAAAUCGUAAGAGGAAGACCGCUCCGCCCAGCUCAAGCCCGGAGCCGGAAGCAGAGCAAGAGGAAGAAGCACCUGCUCGAAGCAGCCGUGCUAAGCGCACCAAAGUCGACUCUCAGAAGAAGCACGCUCGCUCGAAGAAGGCCAAGGGCAAAGCCGCCAUGUCUGCCGCCGAGUCUGUGCCAACAGCCCCGCAAGAGGACGUCAGACUGACAUCAGACAGCCAAUCGAACAAUCCUACAGACGAGAAGAUGAGCACGCCACAGCCCUCAUCGGCACGACGAAAGGGCGCCCGCAAGAACGACGGCUCGCGGCGGAACCCCAAAACGCCCGGCAACGACGCCGACCCCGACGCUCCUUCCACAUCGCUACGAAGCUCACGCAAGGCAAACAAUGCCGAGGAAGACACCGCCAUGGAGGAUGCGCCAGAAGAGCAAGAAGACGAGACACGGCCUCCAGGCGAGGACAGCGAUGAAGACGACGAGGAAGGUCCUGGUGGUCGCUAUGAUGAGGAUGACGAUGAGGAUGAUGACGACGACGACGAUCCGUUCUCGUCAGGCUUCCUUGGUCGUAAUCCACACAGUCUUGCAGCUCUGCGGCAGCUGACAGGCAUGAUGUCAGGCACCACCCAGCGGCUGCGAGGCAUCCUAGAGCAACUUCGAUCGGUGGACGUCACAAUGCAGCUAGUAGCUCUGCAAGAACUGUCUGAAACAACCUGGCUGGCCAUCUUCGCCCCCGAUGCGUACGUGAAGGAACUGGUCAAGCUCAUGCAGCCGAACGAAUUUACAGGCGAAGAGAAUCCCGAGGUCAUGCUCCUCGCAUGUCGUUGCCUCGCCAACCUGAUGGAGGCUCUCCCAGCGGCGACGGCAAACAUCGUCUAUGGAGGCGCUGUGCCAGUCUUGUGCUCCAAGCUGUUGGAGAUUGGCUUUAUUGAUCUGGCUGAGCAGUGUCUAAGCACUCUGGAGAAGAUCUCUGUCGAGUUUCCUUCAUCGAUCGUACGCGAGGGUGGCCUGACGGCGUGCCUCACGUUUCUCGACUUCUUCGCAACGAGCACGCAGCGCACGGCAGUCACGACUGCUGCCAACUGCUGCCGCAACAUUCCUGAGGACUCUUUCCCGACCGUCCGCGACGUAAUGCCUGUGCUCGAGAACAUCUUGAACAACAACAGCGAUCAGAAGGUGGUGGAGCAAGCCUGUAUCUGCGUUUCACGUAUUGUACAGAGCUUCCGGCAUCAGGAGAGCAAGCUUGAAGAGCUUGUCAGCAAAGGGCUGCUCAAGGCUAUUCUGCGAUUACUGCUGCCUGGAUCCACCAAUAUGAUUGGUCACAAUAUCCACACCCAGUUCCUUCAAGUGCUUGCAUACACUGCGAAAGCCAGUCCAACGCUGUCCGCUGAGCUCUUGAAAAUGAACGUUGUGGAUACCCUGUACCAGAUUCUCACAGGAGUUUCGCCUCCAUCGGGUGCCGAAGACGUUGCAGCCAAGAUCGACUCUGUGGUCAUCAUGCAGGCGCUUAUCCACCGACCCAAGGACCAAGUGUACGAGACUCUGAACGUCAUCUGCGAACUUCUCCCAGAUGUACCCAAGGAUGGCCUGCUCUACCUCGACGACCUCAGAGAUGCCGGGUACCCCGGCAAUGAACCCCAGCCGCUGUCUACUGAGAACAAGCAAACGUCAAACGAGAAGCGCAUCGAGCUACUGGAGGGUUGCAAGCCCGAAGUUAAGCGCUUCGCUGUUAUCCUUCUCCCCACCCUCACAGAUGCUUACUCGAGCACGGUAAACCUUGGUGUGCGAGAGAAGGUCUUGUCUGCUCAAUUGAAGAUGCUGUCAAAUCUAGACACAGACAUCUUGGAGGAAGCCCUGCGCUCGGUGCCAUACGCCUCGUAUCUCGCUUCCAUCUUCUCACAGCAAGAUCACCCUAGUCUGGUCACAUAUGCACUCCAGGCAGCUGAGCUGUUACUUAAGCGGCUGGAAUCAAUCUAUCGCUAUCAGUUCUAUCGCGAAGGUGUCAUUUCGGAGAUUUCGCAUCUAGCCAAUCGCCCGUCACGAACUCCCGAAGUUCAAACUAAGCCCAAGACAACCUUAGAGAUUGAGGAGGCAGCUGAGUCUGCCCCAAGUUCGAGCUCUUCUGGUGGUGAUCUUGACAUGGAGCAAGAGCCGAUCCAAGAUGUCGAGAUAGAAACACAAUCUGAGGAUGGCGACGACGACGACGGCGAGAACGAGGGUCGCAUUGAAACCCACGACAUGCAAGAUGAUGACGAUGAUUCUGAUUCUUCCUCUUCCUCCGAUCGGCCCGAGCCUCCCGUGGUGCAAAACAUUGAGGACAUCAUCACUCUACGAGCCAAGAAGUUCCUCGAGGUCCAUGAAAAGGACAGCGACAAGCCCAUUCGCGACAAGGCGUCGGCUGUCCUGGAAGACCUCAAAUCGCUCGCAAAGGAGAUUCGCGGAUGUAUCCAAGAGGGCACGCAGAGUAAGUGCACGGAACUGUUUACACGACUUGCAAACUACUUUGAAGGCGAUGCGCUGGACAGUAUCACCAGCUAUGAGUUGAAGUCUUCCAAGAUCGUGGAUGUGCUGCUCGAAGUCUUCUCCACAGCCUCACCUCUCAGUAGCGUCGACCAUCGAGCGAUAUUUCUGGAGGUUUUCAUGGGACGUAGCAGCCAGGCGAAGAUCAAGACUGCAAGUAGCGCGUCGCCAGCGACACCGUUCAGCUCAUUGGUCAACAAGCUCCAGGACCUUUUGAGUAGAUCGGAGCAUUUCGAAGUCUUCACCGUCCAUCAGCAUGCGCACGACGGCCGUGGUGGUGCUACUUCCAUGCUAGCCAAGCAACUCCGACUAAAGCUUGUGGCUGAUGAGGACUCUGGCAUUCCCAAGUCGUAUCGAAACAUCAUGGUAUCAAUUCACGCAAUCGCCAUGUUUAAGGCACUGGACGAUUAUCUGCGACCUCGCAUUAGCGCCUCUGAGCGUCCUCGGGGCUCGCGAACACGGGAUCAGUUUGCAGCGUAUGCUCAGGCUCUCGCCGAAGGCCGUGCCCCACCGCCACCACAUACACCUACUGAUUCUACGAGCCGACAGGCAAAGAAAGCGGCAAAGUCAAAGUCAAGCCCCAGCGACGACUCUCAAGCGGGACCCAGCUCUGCGACGAGAGACAAGACCCGCCGAUCGAGCAGACGCCAGCAGAAUCAACUACCACCACCACCUCCACCACCUCCGGUAAUCCCUCGCUCAAACGACGACCAAGAUCAGGUAGAAUGUGCAGAUGAAGAGCGCUUGUCUGACGACGAAUCCAUGGCCGAUACCAGCGCCCUAAAUGCGAUCGUGGAUGAUCUGGAAGAAGAGCUUGACGAGGAUACGCAUGAUCCGUCUGCAGUUAGUGUAGAGGUUGCGCCCACUGGAAAGGCUACCGCUCGCAAAGAGGAUGGCACUAGAAUUUCUACCCCAGUGCAAGGCACCCCCAUGGCCAAGCCUCCCUCAGAGACCCGCACGCCGUCAUCUCGAUUGUCAGCUCUGCUCCAAGACUCCGCUCUGCAACGACUCGGAAAUGCCGCGAGCGCGCUUUCCUAUGCAGCUGCGGUCCAGUCGACGCCACAAGAUUGGCACAUUGAGUUCAGCGUCAAUGAUCAACCAAUCUCGAACGACACAACCAUUUACCGUGCUGUACAUUUCAGUCAGUCUCAGCCCCCAGAGAUUGCACAUCGAACCGUAUGGAAUGCAGUCCACACCAUCAAGUUCAAGCGCGUUCAAGGCCCGCCUCCAACUGAGUCAAGCUCGCUUACGCCACCCCCGGAGUCCGCAUCUGAGGCCUCAGGAAUGCCAGCAUCCUUAGAUCAACAUCCUGUGACAUCUGGUAUUCUACGUCUGUUGAGCAUACUUCACGGCUUGAACGCUCAUUUGGAUGACAUCCUGUCCGACAACAAGGAUCAGAUCAAACACAACGCAGAGCCACUUUCACAAUUCGUCAAUACAAAGUUGACAGCCAAGCUCAAUCGCCAAUUAGAAGAGCCGCUGAUAGUAGCGAGCAAUUGCCUGCCAACUUGGAGCGAAGACUUGGCUCGCUUCUAUCCCUUCCUCUUUCCCUUCGAGACCAGGCAUCUGUUUGUCCAGUCGACCUCCUUCGGCUACUCCCGUUCCAUGACCAGAUGGCAGAACUCGCAGCCAGCGAACGACUCGCGACGUGACCGUCACCGUGAUGAGCGUCCGUUCCUGGGCCGGCUCCAACGUCAGAAGGUCCGCAUCUCGCGCUCGCGCAUCUUGGAGUCAGCGAUGAAGGUCAUGCAGCUGUACGGAAGCUCGACCAGCCUCUUAGAAGUAGAGUAUUUUGAGGAGGUUGGCACUGGACUGGGUCCCACACUGGAGUUUUACUCCACCGUGUCCCGAGAGUUCUCAAAGAAGAAGCUCAAGCUGUGGCGAGAAAACGAAUCUUCGGAAGGCGAAUAUGCGUUUGGCAAACGUGGACUUUUCCCAGCUCCUAUGAGUGCAGCAGAGGCUGCAUCUAUCAAUGGCGAGCGGCGGCUGGAGCUGUUCAAGACUCUUGGCAAAUUCGUCGCUAGGUCAAUGAUGGACUCGCGCAUCAUCGACGUGUCGUUCAAUCCUACGUUCUUCCGCAUCGGUGAUAGCGACACCACAGUCCUCCCCUCUUUGGGGGCUAUCAAGUCGGUCGAUGAGGGGCUCGCAAAAUCGCUCAAUCUCCUCAAACAGUUCGCAGACGCGAAGUAUCUUGUGGACACAAACGACAGUUUGACAUCUGCGGAGAAGACGCAGGCGUUGAAGGACAUCCUCGUUCAGGACUGCCGGGUUGAGGAUCUUGCCUUGGACUUUACUCUUCCUGGAUACGAUACGAUCGAACUCAUCGACAAUGGCGCCAAUACGGCCGUUACGAUCAACAACGUUGACAAAUACUUCGAACAUGUGUUGGACUUCACACUCGGGUCGGGAGUGCAACGCCAAGUAGAUGCGUUUAGGGUUGGGUUCAGCGAGGUGUUCCCCUACUCAGCUUUGAAGGCGUUCACGCCAGAUGAGCUAGUCAUGCUUUUCGGUAGGACCGACGAGGAUUGGACUCUCGAAACUCUCAUGGACUCGAUCAAGGCGGACCAUGGCUACAAUCUCGACAGCAAGAGCGUGCGCAACCUCCUCCAGACAAUGAGUGAAUUUAAAGACCAGCAGCGGAGGGACUUCCUGCAAUUCAUCACCGGCAGUCCGAAGCUGCCUAUUGGAGGUUUCAAGAACCUCACGCCCAUGUUCACGGUCGUUUGCAAGCCAAGCGAACCACCAUACUCGUCGGACGAUUAUCUGCCCUCGGUCAUGACGUGUGUCAACUACCUCAAAAUGCCAGACUACAGCACCGUGGACAUUUUGCGCGAGAAGCUCAGUGUGGCUAUCAGGGAGGGCCAGGGCGCUUUCCAUCUUUCUUAA
Parastagonospora nodorum SN15 is the source of this 5547-nucleotide messenger RNA. RefSeq lists its product as hypothetical. Gene Ontology annotation, molecular function: ubiquitin protein ligase activity. Gene Ontology annotation, cellular component: nuclear speck. The transcript has 5 exons. Bases 1 to 5547 code for a protein of 1848 amino acids. Gene Ontology annotation, biological process: proteasome-mediated ubiquitin-dependent protein catabolic process; protein polyubiquitination. The record is from RefSeq and is a predicted model, not a curated record. NCBI's taxonomy places the organism in Eukaryota, Fungi, Ascomycota, Dothideomycetes, Pleosporales, Phaeosphaeriaceae.